CAUUCUGAUUAGACUGCGAAACAGUUGUAGUUGUAGUAACUGUUGUUGUGGAAUUAGUUGUUGCUGCUUCGGGAGUCGUAUACUUAACAACCGGUGGAUCAGUCGAAUUUGCACAAUUCUUUGUAGCCAUUUGUUCCUGGUAAGUUGCACCAGCAUAAGUCAACUCAAAAAGAGCAUUUUGCACGUCAUUCAUCGUCUUUGUUUGAAUUGUAAUCAAGGUUUUCAUCGUUUUUGCCAAAUUCAAGUAAAUUUCUUUCAUAAAAGGAUCAGCAUUAGCUGAAAGUGUCAGAAAAGUAUUCAUUGAAUCAGUUGCUGCACUGAUACUUGAUGCUGAUGAACUCAUCACAUUACGAGCUGUUGAUGAUAGAUUGUUUGCCUUUUGGUAUGAGUUCUGAACUUCAGUGCAAAAUGUUGGAGUUGUUGUAUCCACAGUUGCAUCCAAUGGCAUUAUUGGUUGAAUUUGCCGCUUAUGACGAACUAAUGCAGCUUCAGGAGCUGACGUGUCAACUAAAAAUUCAAGCAACUUUUUCACAUCGUCAGCUUCUCUUAUAUCGUUAUCUUCGAGUGUUUUGACAAGUGUUUCGACUUGCUGAAUACUUUUUUCGAUCACAUCGUUGACAGCUUUUUGGUCUGUCUGGAGAAUUGAUUCGAUUGCAUUAAGGUCAUAAGAACCUCGGUUUCUUACAGCGGAAUACUUUGAACUUUGAUAUUGGUUGCCGUUUGCUAGAACAGAAAUUUGAAGAUUAUAAAGGUUUAAUUUCUAAAAUUCAUAAAUUUUAGGUGCAGUGAACAUAAAUAAGUCAAAUUUAGCCUCAUUGUAAAUUCAGUUUUGACUUAAAAAUGUGGUUUUGAACCUUUUUUCUGUACUAUAGCUCAAUAGGUAUUAAAAUUUGCAAAAUCAUGUAAAUAAGGUUAAAAUAGAACUAGAACUAGAGGUCAGGUAGGUCUUUUUGGAUCACAGAGCACAAAUAAACAGAAAAUUUACACCAAACUUACCAAAAAUAAGCAACAAAGAUACAAAAAUGAAGAAAACUUCCAUCUUUCUUCUUCUCAAUUGGCUAUAUUAUUCAAAACUGUCUGAAUAUAUUUUUAUAAAAGAAAUUUGUCAUCGCAAUACUUUCCUUCUUUGUCGGUAAUUUUAAUGACAUUCAUUGUCAUUUUUAUUUAAGCAGCUGUUAACGGAUUGUAUCUAAAUAUGUGUUUUAAAUAGCUAAUAAGCUAUGCCAUAUUAAAAACAAUGUGAUAUUAAAGAAUAGAGAGGGGAGGUUUGGGGUCACUAAUGAGAAUAAAGUUUCUGUUCUGUAGAAUGACAACUGACCGAAACUAGACAGUGUUUCAUGUGGUAAAAGGUCAACAAAUUUGCGUGACUUCCCUCAAAACCAUUAAAACAUGAAGAUUUUUUUUAAAAAAUUUUAAAACUUUAUAGCCUCUAAAUCUGCAGUUGUACAAUCUGGUUGAAUAUUAAGUUUACAACAACAAUUUGUGAUAUCACCCGAUAAUUCAUAACAUCCAUAAAAAUCAUAUCCAGCCAAGCAGAAGCCAAGAGAUGGAAUAUAAGGAUCUGUAAAGUAACAAUUGCUAGAUUUCGAUACACAAGGUGGACACUGAAUAUUUGAAGGUCCUCUGGUUAUUACUGAUGGCUCAAGAGUUGUUGGAAUCAUCGGCGCACAGCAGCAGCUUGUUAGCUCGCUCGAACUAUAACAAGCCUUCCAUGUCUGAUCAGCAGAACAUGUUCCAAGAAUUGCAAUUGGUGGCCAUAAAAUGAAACAGUUUAUUGAUUUUAAAUCGCAUGGUGGACAUGGUGAUGAGUGAGUUUUACCUAGAAAAUAUUUGGAAAUUUUAAAAUGAGUUAAAUAAUUAAUGAUUAAACUUACCAAAAAAGACAGCGAGAAAAGCAAAAAGUAGAAAUAAAUUUAUUUUUUAUAAUGAAAAUUUGAAUUGACAGAAAAAAGACUUAGUUUAAAAUUAUUGGGAAUAAAACACAUUUUAUAAUAGCAAAAGCAUCUGUUUAGAAAAUGAAGGUUGUUUUUUAGUAAUGUCGUGAUGUUGGAGCUGGUUUCUUAGGCUCUAUCUUCUAGAUUUAUUAAGCAUGUGGCUUACAGCAGCAGCAUCAAACGACAGUAUCCAUAGUUUAAAUGAUUUUUCCACAAUUGCAGCUACGAGCCAGUCAAAUAACAAUUUAUUUUAGCUUCUGCACAGUCAGGCCCCAUUUUCUUUGAAAGCUGCCUAAUAGUAAGGAAAUGAAAUUUACAGCAAUGUCCCUCUCAAGUCUACAAAUAACUGAAAUUAUAAUGAACAAUUGAUGCUGUAAAAGAUGUCAAAAAACUCUUAUCAAUCAUAAACUUUUUCGUUCACAUGCUCAUUGCAGUUACAUUGUAGUUCCUGUUAAUGCAUAAUAAAAAUGCACAUCCGCCAAAAUAUUUUCACACAUGAAUUUUUUGUGGCCUGCCUUCACCAUCAUAUGAUUAAUUCCAAAAAUAUCAGCAAAUUUCAGACUAUAAAAGCACCACAUUCGAUGCUGUAUUUUCACCAGUUGCACUUCCAAGUUUUGCAUCUCUAAACCUCAAAUAAAGUCAUGGCUGAUAAGAAGAAUCUUCUCUUGUUGUUUGAUAGACCUGGUGAGCCAGUUUUCACACCAAAAGGCAAGGACAAUGUUGUCUUUCAAGUUCCUGACAAGUUCUUGGAGGAAAAGUAUCAAAAUAUUGGAAGCGACAUACAAAGUCGAUUUGGUGACGAGGCUGAUGUGACAAUUCAGGUAAGAGACACAGCAUUACCAAAUAUCACCGUUCCAGCUCAAUUGGAUAAGUCGGAUAACUUCUCGUUGUUCAUACCGAGACAUAAGAAGCUCGCUGCAGCACUGAUUGAUGUUUUUAUGAAGGCCAAAGACAUAGAUCAACUUCAAAGCUAUGCCGUCUAUGCACGUGACCGAGUUAAUUCUCAACUUUUCAAUUAUGCAUUGUCUGUUGUACUCCUUCAUCGACCUGACACAAAGGACUUGGACCUGCCAAUCUUCAUUGAAAGCUUCCCAAGCAAGUUUAUUGACUCAAGGAGUUUUGGAAUGGCUCGUCAGGAAGCGAAUGUGGUUAAGCAAGGAAAUCGACGACCUAUUACUGUUCCUAGGGAUUAUACUGCUUCUGAUUUAGAACCUGAGCAUAGGCUGUGGUACUUCCGUGAGGACUUAGGGAUCAACGUGCAUCAUUGGCAUUGGCAUUUGGUAUAUCCAGCUGAGUCAAGUGACAUCAACAUUGUCCGUAAGGAUAGACGUGGUGAAUUGUUUUACUACAUGCAUCAGCAGAUCAUGGGUCGCUACAACAUCGAACGUUUCUGCAACAACUUGCCAAAAACUGUCGCUCUUACCAGCUUACGUGAACCGAUUCCUGAAGGAUACUUCCCAAAAUUAGAUUCACUUGUCGCUUCUCGUCCAUGGCCUGCUCGUCCGUCAAACUCCACUUUAAUGCCAAUUAAACGAACGUUGGACCAAAUUGACUUGGAAAUUUCAACUAUGGAAAGAUGGCGUCAAAGAUUCCUAGAAGCUGUUAAUGAAAAUGCAUAUACUGAUUUACAAGGAAGAAAAGUAGCGCUGGAUGAGACAACAGGAAUUGAUAUUUUGGGAAAUAUUUUGGAAGCAUCACAGCAGCUGUCACCAAAUCCCAAUUAUUAUGGUGAUCUUCACAACAUGGGACAUACAAUAAUCUCCUAUGUCCACGAUCCUGAUCAUCGUCAUUUGGAAAGCUUUGGUGUUAUUGGAGACUCAGCAACAGCUAUGCGUGAUCCAGUCUUUUAUCGUUGGCAUCAAAAUAUUGAUGAUAUGUUUAAUGAAUAUAAAAUCCGUAUGAAUCCAUAUACAGCACAGCAGUUGACUUAUCCUAGCAUUCGAGUCACUGCAGUUGGCAUUCAACUUGAUAAUGGACGUACUAAUCAGUUCCAUACAUUCUGGCAGCAGUCAGAUAUCAAUAUGACCAAGGGGAUGGACUUCAUGCCACGUGGUGAUGUCUUUGCUAGAUUCACUCAUUUGCAGCACAUCCCAUUCACUAUUAACGUACAAGCCAACAAUGACUCAAGUGCACCAAAAAUGGGAAUGGUUCGUGUCUUCAUGGCUCCAAAAGUUGAUGACCGUGGACAGCAAAUGUCAUUCCGUGAUCAACGUCGCUAUAUGAUUGAGAUGGACAAAUUUGUUGCAAACUUGCGUCCUGGACAGAACACAUUGAGACGUAGAUCAGCUGAAUCUACUGUCACAAUUCCCUUCGAAAGAACAUUCAGGAAUUUGGACAAUCGACAAGAUUCAUCAUUCAACUUCUGCGGCUGUGGCUGGCCAAAUCACAUGUUGAUUCCUAAAGGAACAGAUCAAGGCUAUCGUAUGGAAUUCUUCGUGAUGAUCUCGAACUAUGAAGAAGAUCGCGUCAAUCAAGAUCUAGGUGGAGCUUGUAGCGAUGCAGCAUCAUUCUGUGGCAUUCGGGAUCGAUUGUAUCCUGAUAGACGUCCUAUGGGCUAUCCAUUUGAUCGUUUGGGUCGUCAAGGUGCUGAUACACUUGCUUCAUUUAUGACACCGAAUAUGAAGGUUCAAGAGGUUACAAUUAUUCAUAAUGAUCGAGUCUCAGGUCCAACAGGACAGUAAGCAUUGGAAUUGAAAUUAUAAAAUUCAUGAUUUUUGUAGCAAUUUCCUAAUAAAUCACUGAAUAAAUAGUACCAAAUACAUAGCACA
Molecule: messenger RNA, 4702 nt
Organism: Chironomus riparius
Lineage: Eukaryota; Metazoa; Arthropoda; Insecta; Diptera; Chironomidae
Source: the annotation of a GenBank genome assembly